CUGUCCUGCAGGCAGAUGGACAUCAGCUUGUUCUGGAAGAGAUACCAGACUGGAACGCUGUAGAGCUGUAGAGCUCCCUGGUCAACGGGGAGACUGUAUUUUGCUGCAACAUCAAUGACCUGGAUUUUGGUGAUGGCAAGUCGGAUCCACUUUGUGAAGAAGCCAAAAAAGCAGUGUUAAAUGCUUACUGA
This is a messenger RNA of Fulmarus glacialis (Northern fulmar), 191 nucleotides long. Its product is annotated as chromosome unknown open reading frame, human C10orf53. NCBI's taxonomy places the organism in Eukaryota, Metazoa, Chordata, Aves, Procellariiformes, Procellariidae. The record is from RefSeq and is a predicted model, not a curated record.